GGACCGUUUUUACAAGCUGAUGCCUUACGAUCAACAGAAUAACCAGGUUAUGUAUGGCAACCUUUACACGCUAUCUUACAUCACCGACUCUUUAAGACAUUAACUCAAAGCUCAUAGAAAUUCAUAAAUCUUUUGUGAUGAAGAACGAUGAGUUCAUAUCACAACUCAUUCUACUGCAACAGCAAAACCAACAACUGCAGGCUCGACAAUCUCCGAUGCAUCAUAAUCGCAGCAGUCCAAGAUCGUCACCUUCUCGCAAUAGAAUCUCCGAUUAUUACCAAAGUUUUGGCAGCGAAGCAAAACGCUGCCUUUUACAUUGUAAAUUCGCUUCAAUGACAACCUGACAACAAUCAGGAAAACUAACGUUGCUGUCUUUAUUAAGAACAGUGAAAGACAACAAUUCCAAACUAGAAGAGCUACACUACCAAACAGAAAUUCUUGAUUGACUCUAGUUCCGUCGAUUCCAUAAUAUCUGCAAAAAAGCUUCGUAAAAAUAUAAAUACCAACUCACACUUUAUGUUGCAAAUUCAUUACAUAUAUACGGCACUAAAAUCAUCAACCUAGAUUUAAAUCUCCGCAGAGAUUUCCGCUAGUCUUUUAUCAUCGCAGACGUAUAAAUAGCAAUCAUCGGAACUGAUUUCUUAAUUCACUACAACUUAUUGAUUGAUUUAAAGUACCAACAAUUGAUAGAUUCAGUUUCUCAUCUCGUCAAAAGGAAAUGCAAUGAAAGCACAGCAUUACUGCAUCUCAUCUAUAAGUUCAGAUUUGCCUACUGAGUAUGCUGAAUUUUUAAAACAAUUCAUUGAGAUUACUUGGUCGAUUAGCAAGCUAUGCUUAAAUUUAAAAGCACGUCCAUUUAUGCACAAAAUUAUUACGCAUGGUCCUGCACGAGCACUUAUAGUCACUGCACGAGCACGUGAACUAGCAGGUGAAAAGGCAGCGGCGGCAAAAACUCAAAUUAGAGAACUUCUGAACUCCGGAAUCAUUAAAUCCUCCAGCAGAAUGUACGCCAAUUUUAUUCAUAUGAUACGAAAGAAAGACAAUAGCUGGAGAACGUGCGAAAGCAUUACAGCAAAAUCGACUGCGAAAAAGCAUAUCUACAACUAUUUGUGCACGUGGACAUCAUUGAAAAACAGCCAUCAUAACACCUUUGAUUAUGUACUUAGGUAUGCCUUUUUGUCUGAAAAACCCCACUCAGUCGUACCAACGAUUUAUGGACGCAUUUUUCAGAGAUCUGGACUUCAUCUUCGUCUACGUGGAUGGCAUUCUGGUAUUCUCGAACAAUGAAGAUUAAUAUCUGGAACACACACAUUAAACGCUUAAAAGACAACAACCUUAUUAUCAAUCUCAAAAACUACCUGUUCAACCAAACGGAAAUAAACUUCCUGGGUUAUACCAUUAAUGAACAUAGUUACAUUCCAACGUGCGAACGAAUUGAUGCCAUUAAAAGAUAUCAGAAACCUAAAACUAUCGCUGAACUUCGCAGAUUUCUUGGCAUGAUCAACUAUCAUUGUUGUAUACUUCAGGCAGUUCAGAUCAUGUUGCCUCUCAAUAGUUACCUUAAAGUGUCAAUAAAAAAUGAUAUAACCAAGAUCGCAGGAGUUCCUGAAAACAAUAAGGCAUUUGAAAUAUGCAAAAAUACUUGCAAUAAUCACAUUGCUCGCUUUUUCGUUUUCUAACAAACCAUUGACUCUUUCAACCGACGCAUUCGCAACUGCUAUCGGAGCUAAACUAGAACAGCUAGAAGAUGAUAUCCAAAAACCUAUAGGGUUUUUCUCUACAUAACUGAGCCAGACGGAACAGAAAUACAGCACAUACGAUCGUGAACUUCUUGCUGUUUUGCAGCAGUCAAAUUUUUGCAUCACUUGCUUGAUUUCCGUCAAUUUGUCAACAAAACGGACAACAAACCACUUACUUUUGUCUUCAACCAAAAACUGGACCAAACAUCGGAACGUCAACUACUAUAGCUCGAAUACAUUUCACAAUUUUUCACUGACUUAGUCUAUAUGAAGAGUGAUGAUAACAUAGUUGCAGAUACACUAUCCUGCAUUAAUACUAUAAACAUGCCAUCCAUUCUCACAUCUCUUGAAAUCCAACAAGCACAACUGAACAACAAUGAUCUAGCUGAUCUGAUUAGAGACACAAUUUCAUUGAAAUUACGAAAACUCACACUAGAACCAGGAAUGAACAUCUAUUGUGACAUUUUAUCAAGAUUCAUCAGACUAUUCUUACCAGAACCAUUACGCAAAACAGUUUUCAAAGUCAUUUAUAAUCUUUCACAUUAUAGCGACUGGAGCACAUCUCUAAAUUUAUGCGAAAAAUACAUUUGGCCCGAUCCUUAAGGACGCACUCAAAUGGUCUAGAGAAUAUCUUGCUUGCAAAGAGCAAAAAUUCACCAUCACAAUAAGAUCAAGCCAAUCCACAUAGACUUAUUUGAUAACCGCUUUAAUCAUAAUCACUUGGACAUCAUUUUUCUACUGAAGGUCAAACGCUACUAAUGCUUGGUUACUGCUUAACCCUUUCGCGACGGCGCACCUGUACCAUAUUUUGUUGUCUUCCGCGAAAGCGCAGUAACACUUUUUCAGUUACUUUGUAGUGAUCUCUACUCAUUAUUCUGCAAAAAAUGUCACUUCGCAAUGAUUUAUUUUUGCUCCAAUAUUCAUCAAUUGAUAAUUUCUUCUCUCUAGACAUUAGUAAGCAAACAGCGAUAAAACAGUACAGUUCGUCUGUCUUUGUCCCAGGUUCAGGAUUACUAUUAUCUCUUCGUCUCCAAUGAUUAGUUGUUUUUUUCAACAAUGAAAUCUAUCAGAUGCGAAUGAUUUGAAAAAUCGCGAAAUUUUCCAAGAAUCAGAUAUGUCUGUUUGAAUUCCCGAUUGUUGUCUUGUAAAAUCAUGAAUGGUGAGCCCACAAUUU
This is a messenger RNA of Vespa mandarinia (Asian giant hornet), 2913 nucleotides long. RefSeq lists its product as uncharacterized. Lineage: Eukaryota; Metazoa; Arthropoda; Insecta; Hymenoptera; Vespidae. The record is from RefSeq and is a predicted model, not a curated record.